Molecule: messenger RNA, 738 nt
Organism: Suillus fuscotomentosus
Lineage: Eukaryota; Fungi; Basidiomycota; Agaricomycetes; Boletales; Suillaceae
Exons: 5
Coding region: 1-738 (245 amino acids)
Source: RefSeq, a predicted model, not a curated record
AUGGUCACUUCAACUUCUACCCCAAUGGUCUCUUUGACAUCUGGGAUCCGCGAGAUUUGCACCGACUUUGAAUGCUGUCUGGAGGCCCACAUCCUGCACCUCCGGUUGUCGAAUAAAGCCCAAGGAUCCUCCAAUGCAUACAGCUUUGGAGAUUGUUUUUUUACUUUGGUCACGCAUAAAAGGAGCAAGGCCCACAAGGAUGUGAAAGAUAUUGUGUUUUACCAUGAUCCUGAAGAUACUGUCCCACUAUUCCCUGCCCAGCCUACUACUCUCAUAGGCUCAGAUGCCUUCUCUGUGUUACUGAAGGCUGGUCACAAACCAGUGCCAGUUACAGCUGGUUCUCGACGAUCUGUUUGCACUUCCAACACUACUGAACUUCAACCAGCUUGGAAAAAGGUAGUAUCAUCCACAUCAUCAGAUGAAGACGAUAGCCUUGAUGACAGUGAUGCUGGCAAUGACACUGAUCCUCUGGAGCCUGACACUGACCACCCUGACACCAAAGAAGAAGCUGAACUUGAUGACAACACUGAACCCAAGGGCGUAGCUGAGAAAGCUACUUUGGGAAAGAGCGAACAUACCGCUGACAUUUACACAACCUUCACUUGCCAUGAAACACACUGGGUAUGCAACCCUUGCAACAAAAAGAACCACUUUCAACUCUACAAGGCUUGCUGCCAAGCUGCGGGAAUCACAAUGCACCCUCAUGCUAUUCCAGCUGGCAAAGAUCAGGCCCUGUGA